Molecule: messenger RNA, 3962 nt
Organism: Ixodes scapularis (black-legged tick)
Lineage: Eukaryota; Metazoa; Arthropoda; Arachnida; Ixodida; Ixodidae
Product: mediator of RNA polymerase II transcription subunit 26
Exons: 4
Coding region: 93-1514 (473 amino acids)
Biological process (GO): positive regulation of gene expression; regulation of transcription by RNA polymerase II
Cellular component (GO): core mediator complex; mediator complex; nucleus
Molecular function (GO): transcription coregulator activity
Source: RefSeq, a predicted model, not a curated record
GCCCCGUAUGUCCGCCAUACUGUGUCAGUGGCUGUGUGACGGUCACGGAGUUGGCCUGCUGGGGUCGUGGCGGAGUUUUGUUUUACGGCCUGAUGCAGUGCUCGCCCUACGAAAUUAAGGAUAAGUUAUUGAAAGCAUUAGACGAGGACAACAAUGUGGUCGACAUGGCUGCCGUCAUUGAGGUUAUCGGCAUGCUGGAAAGAACUCCCAUCACAAAGGACGCCCUGGAGCGCACACGGCUGGGUCGCUACAUCAACGAGCUGCGCAAAAAGACGAGCAACGAGCAGCUGGCCCGACGGGCCAAGGACCUGGUGAAGAGCUGGCGCCGCCUGCUCCCCUGCGGCGCGCCGGCAGAGCGCACCGGCACCCCCAACGGCGCCCCGACGCCCCCGGUCACACUGGGGCCUGGCCCCGGCCCCGGCGUCGGGCCAGGCCCCGGACCCGGCCUGGGACCCGUCGUGGCGUCCAAGCUGCUCAGUCCGGCGCUGCGGCCGGCACGACUCGCCGGCGUCGUGGCGCCACGCAGCAUCAGCCCGAGCUGCUCUAGCGUGUCCAACAGCCCGGUGCCCCCUGCGGCGCUGGCGGCGGCUACAGCAGCAGCACCGCCCAGGACGCGCAAUGGCGGGUUCAAGCCCGUGAGUCCGGCGUGCCGGUCCGCACCCACGUCGCCAGGCUCGCCUCUGGCGCACCCGUACCCCCGGAGCCCCACCACCGGUCUGGAGCCUGUGGCGAAGAACAACGUGGCCAACAAGAGGCUCAGGAAAUCGGCGGAUCGAGAUGGCCUCAAGAAGGCAGCUACCACCGCAACGGCGUCGGGGGCCUCCUCCGGCGUCCCGUGGACACCCCCCAACGGGGUCCACGCCACGGCCGCCGCCACCGCAGCCGCCGUCUGGGACGCCUCCAUCCCCAGCGGCAACUCCGCGUUCGAGAGCGUGCGCCGCAGCCAGUGCACGACCAGCGUCACGUCCCCCCGCGUCAUGCCCAAGGUGAAGACGACGCAGCAGCUGAUCGCCGACCUCCGCGCCAAGAGCGGCGCCAACGUGUCCCUUGACGGAGUGGUAGUGCCUCCAACGUUGUCUCCGCCAACGCCGGCGGCGACACGCCACGCGGCGUCGCGUCGCCCGUUGAAGCGCGCGGGCAACUACAGCCUCCUUGGAACGGACGACGAAACGAGCCGGACUAAGUCGGAGUUAAUGGACCGCUUUCUCCAGUCGUCCGCGCGAGAGCCGCCCAACGGUCCGGUGUCGCGCGAGAUCGCCAGCAUCCUGAGCGCUCUCCCGGACUUGAGCUCCUUCGGGAACCUGGAGGAGGAAGAGGAGGAAGAGGACGCGCCGCGGCCGCCGAUGGAAGUGACCCCCGCGGUGGAGGAACGCUUUGCCACGGAGCGGUGGGAGUUUGUUAACGGGGUGUACGACCACGGGGGCGCCUGGCGCGGCUGGGAGGAGGUGACCACGGCGGAGUCGCUGGGGGGUGACGUGCUUCACAUAUUGCCUUAUGUAAAUACAGACUGGUAAGGGGGGGGGGGGGUGGGGGGGACGCUUCCGCCCCCUCCGCCGCCGGGGAGUGUGCGGCGAGGGGUGGAGAGUGGGCAAUGGCCGUUGGCGCCUCGACUUUAGGAAUACUCAGGUCUUUCCGAGCACUGGUGAGGAACCAUUUGAGCGCGGAUGCUCGAUUUAUCGACCGCUACGAGCCGUCGAACGGACUGCUAGGUUUCGGAAAAGUGGUGCUUUUUCCGUUUGUGUCUGGACAGCAUUUUCAAGUUUUUUGGGACGUUUUAUUGUUCUAGGAAUUGGAUAAAGUUUUCCUAGGCUAGUUUACCGUGCACUAUGACAAAAGGAUGGGUGGAGCCCCUUUCUGGAGGCUGCAUCUCCGAUCUAGCACGGUCAACUGUACAGUUCGCACGCGGUGCGAGAAUGAAGCCAAAUUGUUUUGCUAAUGUGAACCUCGGUGUGAACGGUCUGUUCUUUCUGAUUCUGUUCGACUCGGUCUGGCAACUUCAGCUGUAUCGAGCAGUCAUGGACGGAAGAGCAGCGUUAGCUUGCUUCUUGCCAGCAUACUGUCAAAUAACGCUUGUGGAAGUCGCGUCGGCAGCUUUGCGAUGUUUAGCACUUCUGGUGGUUUUUGUUUUGCGUUAAUUUAUCUUCCAUACUUUUCAGGGUUUUUAUGGGUAAGUGCGACGCCUUUCAUCUAGCACCUUUGAGCUCAAAGGCCCCGAUGAACGCAUCAACCUAGGGCUUUCUCAUUAUUGUCACAUUUUGGGCAUUAGUCUCAGUCUCGAGGAAAGAAAAAAACGUUAAAGCAUGAUUAGUGAAUUGUGUCUUCUAGACAAAUAUCAAAGGCAUUCUGUUCUCAUAGCCAUAUAGUCGCUGGCCGCCGAAGUCUGUCUUAAGAUUGAUACGAGGGACAUCAGUUUAGGAACGACAUUUGAGUCAUGAAAGUGAGAGACUGAAAGCAGACGUGCGGACCUGUUCUUGUACUCGUGGGCGCUUAGACAAGCUUGCUUGAUUACAAAUGCGUGAAAUUUUUUAUUACAAAAUUUCUAUGUGGCGCAAUUAGCUCGCUUUUAGUAACCGAGCUUGAAGCAGCAGUUUGUUUUUUCUACCUAGGCAGGCACAGUAUGCAGUACACUGUCACAAAAACAUGCACUUUCUAAUGCCCAUCUAAAAUUUUGAAAAAUUUCUUAACAAUAAAAAAUGUCAUAGCAUACAUUUUCCAAUUGCAUGGCGGGACUAGACAUUUGUUUUGUAUUUGUGCUCUAAAAGGGUAACUACCUAUCUUUAGAGAAAUGAGCAUGCCUAAGCUUUCAGAAAUUUUCUGACCUCAAACUCCGUUGAUUACGUCCCAAAAAACGUUGGCUCGUCACCUCGCAUACCCACGACUACGAGCAACGCGUUCGCGGAGUUUUCGUCCGGUGCUCGAAAUUCGGUCUCGAAUCUGAACAAACGGUGUUUGCGCCCGCCCGACCAUGCUUCCAACGGUGCCGCAAGCGAGACGCGAGCGGUGCGGCUGCCCGCACGCGAUUGCCCAUUCUACGCUCUUCUCCCAUUGGCCGGUGGCGACGGAGGGGUGGAACUCGGAGGGUCACGCAAUCAGGCGUGGCCUCCUUUUGCCUGUGAUCACGUGGUGCGCGUCUGGGGGUCGGACAAGGUCGACGCCGAGGGUUGCGCGACUUUUCCCGCCGUGGCUGCCCCCAUGCUGCCCCAGCACAACGUCCUGCGACGUUGCCCGCCACAUUUUUUAGUCAUUCACGCGAAGAGGAGUGAACUUAUCUCGACGGUUUUGACGCACUAUGCUGCAACCGGCCCCUUGCUGUCUCUUGCCCUGCCUUUUGGAGCCCCGCCUUUGUUUCAAACGUCGUGUGCCGCAAGUCUCUUUUGACACGUGCGGGAGCGAGCCCCGCGAAUGUUCGACGCACUCUAGUUGCAGACACGACAAGAAAAGCCCCUUGUUGAGAGGGUGGCCGGCUUCGUCCGGCGUACGUUUGACCGACCGCCGACGAAGAGGAGGAAAAAGCUCAUUUGAGCGGGAGCAUUUGCUUGCAUUGUAUUACGUUGCAUUGUGACCGCGAGUGGCCGGGACGUUUGUGCUUCAUCUGUUGUAUGCAAAGUUACUCGUCGGAUGCGCCGAAAAACUGACGGAGAGGAGAACGUCGGAACGUCAAGCUUUGGUUGGACUGAUUAGUGGGUAGGCCUAAAGCCAGCUGCUUUCGUCUCCGCCGCACUCAUUGAACGGAUUAAAACGUGGAACACCGGAAUCCCCCAUUGGCUUUCACUUUCGAACUCGUCCGACGAGUGCAGUGCAGAUGCAGGCUCUCGUCUCCUCCUCUCCCUCAGUUUCUCGGCGCAUUAGUUGGCAUGCUUCAAUCGCAACACGAAUGUCCCGGGGACUUGCAGUCCGAACUCGACGUAAUAAAGACGUAAGCUCCUGUAAUGUAACGCAAAGUAAACUAAUGGUGCUAUGUG